Messenger RNA from Purpureocillium takamizusanense, 723 nucleotides. RefSeq lists its product as uncharacterized. The transcript has a single exon. NCBI's taxonomy places the organism in Eukaryota, Fungi, Ascomycota, Sordariomycetes, Hypocreales, Ophiocordycipitaceae. The record is from RefSeq and is a predicted model, not a curated record. The coding region runs from base 1 to 723 and encodes 240 amino acids.
AUGAAGAGGAAAACAAAUACACAGCCGAGGACUCGAGGCCCUUUAGACGCGCUUUGUCUCUUACAUUCAUCUACCCAUUCAUACCCUUUGGCGAAAAUCCCCUGCGGAAUCAAUUCUGCCCAUUUUGCAUCUUGGCUCGUCCAGUGUUGCGUGUCAAAACAACAACCAAACAGCGACAACAAGAGCAGCGGAGACAAGAUGCGCUUGGCCGUGGCAACCACACUGGUCGCGGCGGUCGCGGGCCUCGUCCCCGAGCGGGCCACGGACCACGCCAACAGCAACAACAGCAACAUCAGCACCCGCAGCAACAGCAUCAACAGCGAUGAGGGCAACAGCCACCACGACGACAACAGCAACGCCAAUAGCAAUGGCAACAAUGCUGACAAGAACAACGACAACACCACGCCGGGGGCCUACACGCUGACCAUCUACAACUCGGACUGCUGGUGCCGCCGGGGGCGGAUGCGCAUGUGCACGUCGUACAAGCGCGACGGGGUGCUGGACGGGCGGUGCUACCCCAUCUCGCACUACGCGCGGUCGAUGCAGGCCUACGACCCGCUCAUCUCGAUGCACAACCGGCUGGUGUGCAAGGCGUGGCAGGGGCUGCGGUGCGACGGCCUGGGCCUGGAGCUGGGCUUCGUGGACAACACGCGGUGCAGGGAGCCCGUGGCGGGGGAGGAGUUUAAGCUCGAGUACCGGUCCUUUUCGUGCCACCACGAGUAG